This is a messenger RNA of Asparagus officinalis (garden asparagus), 639 nucleotides long. Its product is annotated as cytochrome P450 71A1-like. The record is from RefSeq and is a predicted model, not a curated record. Gene Ontology annotation, molecular function: iron ion binding; heme binding; oxidoreductase activity, acting on paired donors, with incorporation or reduction of molecular oxygen. The transcript has a single exon. Lineage: Eukaryota; Viridiplantae; Streptophyta; Magnoliopsida; Asparagales; Asparagaceae. Bases 16 to 639 code for a protein of 207 amino acids.
AGACCACCUUCAAGCAUGACCAAAAGGCUUUUCUAUGGUUGUGAUGUUGCCUUUUCACCCUACAGUGAGUAUUGGAGGCAACUUCGAAUGAUAAGUGUUCUUCACCUGUUGAGCCACAAGAGGGUCCAGUCGUUUCGAUUAGUGAGGGAAGAAGAGGUAUGUCUUAUAGUCGAGAAAAUCCGUGCAUCUUGCAAUGGCUCGGUGAAUUUGACUGAGAUGAUUGUUAAUCUUACCAAUAAUAUUGUAUGUAGAGUGGUCAUGGGAAGGAAAGAUUUAGGAGAGGAAGGAGAAGGGUAUAAUUUUGGUGAGAUGCUGAAGGAGUUACUUACAUUGGCGGGAUCAUUUCCUGUUAGAGAUCUCAUCCCUUGGCUUGGCUGGCUUGAUAUAUUGAGUGGCCUCGAUGCAAGAGUAAGAAAGUGCUCUAGAGAAAUAGACGGGUUUCUUGAAAGAGUGAUAGACGAACAUAAGCAUUAUAAGGUUAAUUCAAGCAAUGAUGGAGAGGAAAGCAACUUUGUGGAUGUGUUGCUCUCGCUAAAUGAGAAGGAUGGCAUGGCUGACAUUUCUUUAACCAGAGACAAUAUGAAAGCCAUAAUUUUGGUAACUCCCCCUCUUCAAACGCCUACAUGUAUAUAUUGUUAG